Messenger RNA from Acanthocheilonema viteae, 2604 nucleotides. Lineage: Eukaryota; Metazoa; Nematoda; Chromadorea; Rhabditida; Onchocercidae. The record is from the annotation of a GenBank genome assembly.
AUGUCCGCAUCGGCACCGUUACCACGUACAUCACGUAAACAGCCUUGCCGAUAUCUCAAAGAGCAACAGGUACAACCCCAACCCCGUUAUGAAUGUUCCCAGGAUCAGUGUGAACAGGAAAGUGUCAAGUCAACACACCCAAUAUUGCCUUCCACACGUAGAGGCAAUAUAAAACCGUAUGCCACUACCUUUCCAUGUGCUAGAUCUCAAGAGGAACCGAUUUUACAUCACCCUAAAGGACAGUGCGUGAAACCACAAUGCAUACCAGAGACAUCAUUGAUGAGUUCUGUAGCCGAACUUGUUCAUGAUAUUAUUCCACAGACGACAAAUCCACAAACUGUUCCAGAGCGAAUUGAAUGGGUCAAUAUUCAGAAAUGUUCAAAUGUAAACGACCGAAAACGCGUGGUUGAUGUGAUAGUUGUUGGUCUCGCUAGGGGAUAUCAAAUUUGGGCAUGCAUGGAAAAUGGUGAUUGUAGAGAGAUUUUGUCGGAGCGACAAGGUCCACUUCGAACGGGUCUUUUAUUGUCUAUGGACUGUGAACCAAGCUUUGGCAUUCAUAAUGAUUGGUUCAAAGGUCUUCGUCCAUUAUUUGCACUAGUUGAUGAGAACACACCGGUUCCAGAUCGUCAGUGCUCUACAGUAUCUUUUGUUUCACUUUUGAAUCCCCAGCUUGUCCAUAAAAUUAAUUUCGCAGAUUCUGUGCAGGCAAUCGCAGCUUCUACCAAGGUAUUCGUUGUAUCAUUUGUUGAUCACAUUGCGAUCCUUGACAUGAUGUCACUGCGGGAGCAGCGUACUAUAUGCAAUACUCAAAUAUAUGAAGGCUCUGGUACUCCGUUUGCCAUUUCAGAUGUCUUCUUAGCUUUCGCUAGUUCAGAAUUACAACAAGAAUAUCAGAGUUGUGGUGGAAUGGGUGGUGAAGAUAUAUUUCAAGAUCCGUCUAGUUGUAGCGUAGUAAGUGUGGCAAGGAACUUUACCAAAACACUGACUUCGUUUGGUAGUUCAGUCGUUUCAACACUAUCUGCAUCUCAACAAUCUAAAGAAUUGCUAAGCUCAGUGGCUCAACCUGGAAUCAUAACUGUGGUAGAUGUAAAUAAGUUUCCUGUUGAUAAUAUUGUUAAUGGUCUCUGGCAGAACGCAGAAUAUGCGGAUGCAGUUACAGCACAUUUCGUUGCCCAUACGGAACCAAUCGGUUUUAUAGCUUUUGGAAAUGGUGGACAGCUGCUAGUAACUGCAGGACAGUCUUCAACUUAUUUUCACAUAUUUCUCAUUUAUCCACAUCCUGGAUCUUCAUUGCUUGGUGCUGUGCGUCAUCUCUACAGAUUAUAUCGUGGGACAACUCCUGCUAAGGUAGUUAGCUGCAGUUUUUCUGUUGAUAAUCGUUGGCUAGCAAUAGCUACAAAUCAUGGAACUACCCACAUCUUUGGUAUAUGUCCAUACGGUGGUCAAGUAACUGUUCGCACUCAUGCUGGGGAAAUUGUUAAUAGAGAAUCGAGGUUUCAUCGCUCUGCGGGUUUGCCAGAAAUGGGUUAUAUUCAUGUAAAAAAGGCAGCAGAAAUGCGAGGUCAUCAGUUUGGUGGUGCUCAAGUUUGCAGAGAACACCCUGACGUUUCUCGAUGCAACAUUGCGCGUUCAGUAAGCAAUCCGCGUAUUGGUCCUUAUCCAAAUCCGAUAGGUAUGGAAGCACAUGUGAGAAUCAAGCAACGUUUUUACUCAGCUGAUAAUCUGAGUGCUUGGGCUUCCGAUAUGACACCGGCAUCACUUAGUUCUGGAAAAAAGUACUAUAAAGCUUCGAGCAAACCCAGUGACCAGCAUCGUUUAGCGGUUUCCUUUGCUUCGAAUUCAAUACCUAAUCCGAAGAAUACUUCUCUAUUGGUAAUUAACAACGAUGGUGUUUUAACAGAAUAUUUGUUGUCGGUCGUACCUGCUCCGCACCACGGAGCGAGUGGAAUAUUUUCCCCAAAUGUACAACAAAAAUCCAAUCCUGAUGAAACACUGAUUCAGUGUACACCAACUGCAGUAGCGCAGUGGACUUUACAAAGAAAUAAGUUAUCAGCAGACAUCCGUGCACCUAUUUGUGAGCAGAAUCCUUUAUGGAUGUGGUUCAUUCCUCACGCCGUAUAUAAAGAGAAAAGUGAAGAAGUAAAUGCGAAGUGGAUAAGCCAGAUUGAGGUGUUGACGUAUUUGGAUCCUCAUCGACGAUUGUGGAUGGGACCACAGUUUUCAUUCCGUACGUAUGUUCAAUCGUUAGAACACGCUAGCGCGGAUUUGAUCACUCCUGGAUCAAAUGAAGAUAGAUUACGCAGUGGCAUAACUAAAUCGGUUCCUGUGAUAAUUGAGGCGACGGGAUCACUCGGAAGUUUUGAUGUUGGUGAGCCGACAGAAAUUAUUGGAGGAAGUUGGUCGAGUGAUUUAGAUCCAAAAGGUAUUAAAAGACAGAAAGUGCUGGAAAAAAAAAUUGAAGAGGCCAUGCAUGAAUUAACUGUCGACGGGAAAAGUAAUGGACUUGAGGAUGGAGGUGAUACAUCAAGUGAUGAGUCACAUGAAAGCAAUAAUAGUUCAUCGGAUGAUAGCAUCAACUUCCAACUUCCGAAUAUAGACAUAUAA